AUGCACAACUCUCGUCAGAAAUGCGCUCUGCACAAUGCUUCCGCCCACAUCAACGUAUCCGCUACGCCGACAUCAGAUGCUGCUAACUCGUCUUCCACGAUUGGCUCUCUCGGUGUUGGGUCGUACAUAUUGCAGGCCCUUGCAGAAAGUACUGACACCGGGCUGACGACGUCUACGCCAUCGACACCUGAUCCCUCGACGGUAACAGCCACAGACGCUACCGACACUGCGACCCUCGCCAUGUCUGCUUCCGACGAACCAGUCUCCGUUGCGCCCCUUGGUGAUCCGGUCGUCAUGAGCACCGAUGUCUUCACAAAGACAGUCAAUCUCCACGGCCAUCCCGAAGCAGUCUCACAGGCUCAUCAAUGCUGGUCAGACCUGUUGACUUGGAGCAGUCAAAGCUACUCCUGGUACAGCUCAAAUGUGUACAAUCGAACGUUCUCUUUCACAACAACGACAAUGACACCUCUGAUAAGCACCUCUUGGACAUCGACUUUCUAUCCAAGCGACGUCAGCGUGUACACCCUCUGCGACGGUAGUCCGCGUGCGGACAUACGGCCAUGGACCACUUCGAGCACAUACAACGUAACUGGGACUCCCUAUUCAUACUCAUCCCUGUCAACGCCUACGUAUACUGUGGCCCAGCCUUGUAUACCGUCGGAGCAAGACUGCCACAUUUGGUAUGCCGAUUCCAGCAUACCGGACGUCAACGAGCGGGCUCUCGAGAACCAGUGUGGCAAUCCAGCUCAUGGCCCUGACGGGGACUGUGUUUUUGGCGUUGAAGGCGGGGUACAACUCAUCUAUUUCCCGGUCAGCACUGUUGGAGGAGAUCUCUGCACAGGGAACGGAACAACCAUCUAUCCCCCGCCAAGAAUGCUCAACCAUCUGGAGCGAUGUCAACCCGCUGCUGGCUAUUCCGACCGCCGACAAGGACCUUUCCCCUGUGUGGUCGACUUGCAAGUUCGACGUACCUCUACUCGCCAAUUACUGGUUCGACCCUCCCAUAGCUUUGCAAGAACAUUCAGUAGCGGAUUCUAUUACUCGGCCUGGGCUACCUUUCCUACAACAGUAGCAGCUGCACCUCAAUCGUCACCCACCGGCACUCCAGCGUCAGCUACGGCACUGGCUGACCAGGUCCCAAGCAACACUCCGAGGCAAUCGAGCCGAAGUGCUAGCACAGACACCUCAACGGAAGAGCCGCCAGCAGCAGAAAGCACCACCACCAUGGCAGCUCUCACGCCCGACGUGGUCGCACUCUCGGAAAACAGCUUGUUGUCAGCGGUCACGUCCGACGCAAACGCACUCUCGAAAAACAACAUAUUGUCAGCGGUAGAAGUAGACAACGGUGUCAUAACGCUGGGUUCCACGACCCUCACAGUGAGCGGGAUCCCCAAGAUACCGCAAGGCACCACGAAUGCCCGAAAUACCGGCGCCGCUCUAUCUUCAGUCGGUCCUCCAGCCGCCGUCUCCGCCCAGAAAGACCUUCCUCAGGUCUUGGUGAUCGAUGGCAAUACGCUCUCCGCCGGAGGCGCAGCGGCCACUAUAGCCGGCCAAAUUCCGACAAAAGCGUCGGACGGACUUUUCCUUGUAGGUCAGGCGACAGGCUCAUUCCCGGGUGUGGUUGAAACACUUCCAACCGUUGUCGUACCUGGCGGUAGCUCGGGCACUGGAGAUGUUGUUGGGACAGAGGUCGGAAAGACUUCUUCGCCCGCCUCGAAUGACGAGUCCGCUGCGCUUCGUUUGUUACCAGUGGACUUUGACAUGGCUGCGGGCAGCAUGGACGUGGUUCGCCAGCGUUGA
Molecule: messenger RNA, 1800 nt
Organism: Zymoseptoria tritici IPO323
Lineage: Eukaryota; Fungi; Ascomycota; Dothideomycetes; Mycosphaerellales; Mycosphaerellaceae
Exons: 4
Coding region: 1-1800 (599 amino acids)
Source: RefSeq, a predicted model, not a curated record